Molecule: messenger RNA, 2910 nt
Organism: Artibeus jamaicensis (Jamaican fruit-eating bat)
Lineage: Eukaryota; Metazoa; Chordata; Mammalia; Chiroptera; Phyllostomidae
Gene: UAP1L1
Product: UDP-N-acetylglucosamine pyrophosphorylase 1 like 1
Exons: 8
Coding region: 32-1750 (572 amino acids)
Biological process (GO): UDP-N-acetylglucosamine biosynthetic process
Molecular function (GO): UDP-N-acetylglucosamine diphosphorylase activity
Source: RefSeq, a predicted model, not a curated record
CUGAGGGGGCCCAAGGCAGCGGCACACCGACAUGGCUUCGGAGCAGGACAUGCGUGCACGGCUGCAGCGUGUGGGCCAGGAGCACCUCCUGCGCUUCUGGGCGGAGCUGGAGCCAGGGCCGCGCGCCUCGCUGCUGGCAGAGCUGGAGUCGCUGGAGCCCCAGGCGCUGCGCGAGCACUGCCAGCGCGCGGCCGCGGCCUGUGCGCAUCCGCCGGGCCCGCCGCUCGACCUGGCCACGCGCCUGCGUCCCCUACCCCGUGAGCGCGUGGGCAGCGUGAGCCGGAGCGACGCGGAGAGGCGGCGACUCUGGGAGGAAGAAGGUUUCCGCCAGAUCGCCCUGAACAAGGUGGCCGUGCUGCUGCUGGCCGGCGGGCAGGGCACGCGCCUGGGCGUGACCUACCCCAAGGGCAUGUAUCAGGUGGGGCUGCCCAGCCAGAAGACUCUGUAUCAGCUGCAGGCCGAGCGGAUCCGGCGGGUGCAGCAGCUGGCCGGUGAGCGCCACGGAGUCCGCUGCACAGUACCCUGGUAUGUCCCCUCUGCACGACCUUGGCCCCAGAGUGGCCCCCGCAUGCAGCCCAGCUCUGCCCCAAACCAAGAUUUGAACCUCAAGCCCUGCACAGCGCCCAGCAUCCACUCAGACAGGCCUGAGGCCCCCACCCAGACCGGACUCGGAUGCCAGCCCCCCGUGGGAGCUCCUGAAGGCGGGCUCGGCCUCCCUUGUCCCGGCAGGUACGUCAUGACGAGUGAGUUCACUCUGGGGCCCACGGCGGAGUUCCUCAAGCGGCACGACUUCUUUUGCCUGGACCCCGACAACGUGGUCCUGUUUGAGCAGCGCAUGCUGCCUGUUGUGACCUUCGAUGGGAAGGCCAUCCUGGAGCAGAAGGACAAGGUUGCCAUGGCCCCAGACGGCAACGGGGGCCUGUACUGCGCGCUGGCGGAUCACCGGAUUCUAGAGGACAUGGAGCGCCGAGGAGUAGAGUUUGUGCACGUGUACUGUGUGGACAACAUCCUGGUGCGGCUGGCGGACCCCAUCUUCAUUGGCUUCUGUGUGCUGCAGGGCGCGGACUGUGGCGCCAAGGUGGUGGAAAAGGCUUACCCCGAGGAGCCUGUGGGCGUGGUGUGCCAGGUGGACGGAGUCCCCCAGGUGGUGGAAUACAGCGAGAUCAGCCCCGAGACCGCCAGCCUUCGCGGGCCCGACGGCGGCCUGCUCUACAACGCAGGGAACAUCUGCAACCAUUUCUUCACUCGAAGCUUCCUGGAGGAGGUCACCAGGAAGUUUGAGCCCUUGCUGAAGCCACACGUGGCCGUGAAGAAGGUCCCGUAUGUGGACGAGGAGGGGAAUCUGGUGAAGCCGCCAAAACCGAAUGGAAUCAAGAUGGAGAAGUUCGUCUUUGACGUGUUUCAGUUCGCUGAGCACUUUGUGGCCUUCGAGGUGCCACGCGACGAGGAGUUCUCCCCUCUGAAGAACGCCGACCCGGCUGACAGGGACACCCCUACCACGGCCCGGCAGGCCCUGCUCGCCCAGCACUACCGCUGGGCCCUGCAGGCCGGGGCCCGCUUCGUGGGUGCACAUGGGGCCCGGCUCCUUGAGCUGCCCGGCCUGCCCAGCAGUGGGGAGCCUCCAGCCAUCUGCGAGAUCUCGCCUUUGGUGUCCUACUGUGGAGAGGGUCUGGAGGUGUACCUGCAAGGCCGGGAGUUCCAGUCCCCAGUCAUUCUGGAUGAGAAAGGGGUCAGGGCACUGGGUCCCUGACUGGCUCCCAGACCAGCCAACCCCUGGGGUCCACAGGGAUGUGGAUGUGGCCCUGACCCGGGGCUCCAGGUUGGAAAGCCCACGGCUGCGACUUUCUGGACCAAGGGACACAGAGGGAGGACCCUGGUUCGCUCCUCCACUCCUGGUCUGCAGAGGGACUGUUCCCUCUCCCUGGCAGCUGACCCAGUAACUGGGAUGAGGCUGGCGCCAUAGGCCAGCCUGCCGGCUGAGGCCGACAGCAGAAACGGCCCGGCUUACCACCACAAAGGGCUGGCGGCACCGAGAGAAGCUCGACCUGCACACUGCGGCUGAAGUCUCCGCGUUGUGCCCGAGGCCUCGCCCCCUCUGUCCCGUCUGUGACUGGUGUAGACUGCUGAGUGUCCACGAAACAUAGUGGGACCUCCUUCAGUCAUUAACUGGAAUUUCGAUGGGGAGUGCCACCCUUUCUCCAGCCUGCCACCCUGAUCUUGGUGCUCACACCCCUUCCUACUCCUUGACAGGCAGGGGCACAGCCUCCACACUCGGCCAUGGCCCGCUCCCUGCCCCCCUGCAGCCUGGCCCAGAUUGGGGGAAGCCAGCAGGCCCUGUUCUCUUGUCCUGGCUUUGCUGCCCUGGGCCCCAGUGCCGCCUCCCCUUCUGGACACAGCACAGGGGCCUCUACCUCCCCACUGACGUGAAGAACAGCGUGCAGUGCGGCCUGCUGCUAGAUGGGGUUGCCUGCCCCUCCCCUGCGCUGCCCCCACAGCCUGCAGGGAGCCCACUGGUUUCCCCAGGGCAAAGGUGUUAUCAGGCCGGUGGGUACAGGUGCCACUGGUCCCUCCAGGGGCUUGGAGAAGACUCUUCCCACACUUCCUACCCUGGGUGUGAUGGCCUAGUCCGGCUGUGCCCAGGUCUCCCAGCUUGUAAACCUCAAAACCAAACUGUGUGCCUUAGGGUCUUCUUCCCAGCUGCUCCCGAGGCAAGCUGGGGGUCCAGGGCAGAGGCAGGGCCACCUGGUGGAGGCCCAGGCCAGGGUCCUGCCUGGAGUGCUCCUCGCCGGCAGAAUGGGAACGCCGCGCCAUCUCUUCUACGUAGUUUGCUGGGCAAACUAUUGAAACAGCUCACCUUUUAAAAACUUAUUUUCAAAUAAUUUGUAUCUUCAUAUAAAGUUUCAAACAGCA